This is a messenger RNA of Punica granatum (pomegranate), 1428 nucleotides long. NCBI's taxonomy places the organism in Eukaryota, Viridiplantae, Streptophyta, Magnoliopsida, Myrtales, Lythraceae. The record is from RefSeq and is a predicted model, not a curated record.
GCGUUUCUGCGCAAAGCUUCAGACUUAGCAGAAAACUUGACAGAGUGUUCUCGGACAAGGCGUUAAUGCUCUGUACCUUACCUUUCCCUCUUUCCCCGUGUCCCUCUUCCUCUCUCUCAUCUCAGAAUCCCAAGGAGGAAGUCGGUCAGCUCAGGUACUGAGUUGAUCUGCGGGCUUCGUUCAUGUAGGAGAGGAGUUCGGUUGGAAAUUUGAUGAAAUAGAAGGAUACCCGUUUGAGCUUUGAGUGGGAGGUUUUGGGAAAGUGUAAAGAGGAUGGCAUGCAAAGGGUUCUUGCAGUGUCUACUGAAGCUCCUGAACUUCUUGUUGACCCUCGUGGGGUUGGCUAUGGUGGGGUAUGGAAUCUACCUGUUCGUGGAGUACAAGAGGGCGUCGAGCGAUUCCGUGGAAGUCCCGCCUUUCGGAAGCGACGAGGGUUCAAUUCCGCUCGGUCGCCCUAUGCUCGUCGCCAUCUCUCUGUCUGCCAGCACUCUCGGGAGCCUGCCGAAAGCUUGGUUCGUAUACUUGUUUAUCGGUAUUGGAGUGGUCCUCUUCAUCAUAUCUUUUUUUGGUUGCAUUGGAAUUUGCACGCAGAACACCUUCUUCUUGAGCUGUUAUGCGGUGUUGAUAAUCCUUUUGAUCUUGGUGGAGUUGGGAUGUGCAGCUUUCGUGUACUUUGACAAAAGCUGGGAAGAAGAACUACCAACCGACAAAACAGGAGAUUUCACAAUGAUAUAUGAUUUCCUGAAAGAGCAUUGGGAAAUUAUCAAAUGGGUUGCUCUUGGAAUUGUUGUUUUGCAGGUUCUGGUUUUCGUGUUGGCCCUUAUAGUCAGGGCAGCAAACAAGCCUGUAGUGUACGACAGUGAUGAUGAAUUGAUUGACCCAAGACAGCAGAUUCGGCAGCCUCUGAUUAAUAAUGUUCCUGUUGCUGGCCCCCCGGAACAGCUGCCAACUAGAACUGAUGCUUGGAGUACCCGCAUGAGGGAAAAGUACGGGCUCAAUACUUCGCAGUUCACAUACAACCCGGCCGAGUCAAGCAGGGCCCAGCAAGAAUCUCAGCCAACAGAACAGAAGAGCCGAUGCACCAUCAUGUAGUGUGGUCCUUGGGUGUCAGUUCUAAGUUAUGUAGUCCCAGUAUGAGACAAAAUGAUGCGAAAGACUUCGUAAAAGCCAGAGAGGAGCUGCUGUUCUUCCUCUUCGAGCUUUUUGUACCUAAGAGAUGAAUGCUCUCCUUUUGGUUUUCCAUGUCUCGGCUCUCAUUAGCAUUUCGGUUUGUAAAUGGCAUUGUCUGAUGAGUUUUUAACAGUGGGAGUUGUCCUCCAGGUGACUGGUUUGUCCAUUUCUCUGUUGCAUCAGAAGGGUCAGACAGACUGUUGCUGUCCAAAAGUGAAUUUCUUUCUUUUGGGGAAUGUUCAUAAGUGAAUUCCGACA